CAAGAGCUGAUACACUCGUGGGCGUAUAAUCUCGUAUAUUACAUUGUGACAUGUUUCAGACACUAUCCGAGUGACUUAAGAGGGACGUAUCAACAUUAUUUCGCUCUCCAGCUUGUUAUCCCGCAAGGCCAGCUAUGAUGUUCCUACUGACCCUUGUCGUAUGUGUGUUGUCUGGACUUACACAUACAAGUGCACAACUCGGCGACAACUUUUUAGAUGUUUUGCUUGAUAAAUACGGUACCAAUGGAGUGUUGUCCAAGGAGGGUUUUUAUAAACUCAGCACUAACAUGGGACUGGACCCCUCCGUUGUCUCAGAUGGAAGCACGUGUAACACAACUUCGGGGACCACGUGUACACCCAGGUGUUUGGGGUAUGAAGAUAUCUUCCAGAGGUAUUCCAUAGCCUCUAGUCUGAACAGCACCAGUCUGACUAAGUCUUUACCAGCAAUCAUCUACUCUGUACAAGAUGUCCACUGCCAUCAUUCAACUGAGGAAGACGAGGAAACAAAAGAGGAGGAAAAACCUAGUUCUGCUGAAGCAUGGGGGCUAAGCAUUGCCUCGGCAUCCGUUAUUGUCUUUAUUUCCAACAUCGGGGCAUUUUUCAAGCCGUGUAUGAAAACACAAGGAUUCCAGCGGAUCAUGUAUUUCUGUGUAUCCCUGGCAGUAGGAACAUUGGGCGCUACAGGGCUUCUAGUUCUUAUUCCAGAGUCUCUAGGUAUCGCAGGAGAUGAUAGUCCCAUCCCACAAUACAAGUGGAAACUAAUCACUGCUGUCGGCGGCAUCUACGUUUUUUACCUGACAGAACGAUGUAUCAACUGGAGAGCCAGCUACAAGAAGAAAAAGAGAAAAGAGAUUAAUUUAUCUGAAGGCGAGUCUUUGCAAAACAAUGUUCAUAGUCAUGCACAUGGGGCAGAGGAUGGUGUGGCGACUGUGGCGUGGACCCUUCUCCUCGGUGACGCUCUUCACAAUUUUUCUGAUGGCCUCGCUAUCGGAGCUGCCUACACGGAGAAUGUUGCUCUAGGGAUUAGUGUGUCACUUGCAGUUCUCACCGAAGAACUGCCGCACGAGCUGGGUGACAUAGCCAUUCUCUUGCACACUGGAAUGACGAUCAAACGAGCGUUGUUGCUAAACUUCCUCGCGGCUGUGACGAUCUACAUCGGAAUGAUUAUAGGGAUUGUGGUAGGAGAGAAUACGGAUGCCAACACAUACAUCUUUGCCUUUGCUGGGGGUCUCUUUGUCUAUAUAGCUCUUGCUGAUAUGAUUCCAGAAAUGAAUAACCAGGCAAAAAGUGCAGAAGUAAGAGGAGAAGAUAGCAAUCUUGUGGUGUUCUCGCUUCAGAAUGUAGGGCUUCUCGUUGGAUUUGGAAUCGUGAUUUUGAUAGCAACACUUGGUGGAAAUAUUGCUGUGUAGAAUAUACCACCUGUUCAAGAGGAUCCAUAGAUUUUUCGAUACGAAAUGAUUUCUGCAUUUAUACCUUUGAAAUAGCUUUGACAUUUUACACUUUUGUUAUAUAUUUUUAUAUAUGAUACAAACUUUUUUGUAUUGUUGUCUGUCGUUGAAAUGAUACCUGAUUGCAUUUAUAGUAAAUGUCAGAUUGUAUCCUUAUGAUAACCAUUCAAAUUCCCGCGAAAAUAACAAAUUAAUAAAAUUAUUUCAAAACUGGCAAUACAAGUUAAAAAGCUGCCAAACUGAGAGUAAAAAGAAUAGAUAUUGAACAAAAGCUGUAUUUUUUUAGAUCUUUUUUCUUGAUUGAUCUGCCUUCUGAUUUAACAAUAAUCGACGUUUAUUCGGUUUAUAUUACUCGCCCUAAUAUUGACGUUUGAUAGAGCUGCAGAGGUGAGGCGUACAAUUAACUUGAGCCAAAUAAUAUAUCAUCAAUUUACUUAUAUGAUAUAUAUAUAUUAAUAUGAAAUUACACUGUCCUUCACUUAUAUCUGCCUUUCCAAUAUGUUAUAUCCUUGGUAACCAUGCCAUUGAGCGAUGCUAAUAUCUCUCGUGAUAGCUUCUUUUAGUUGUGUCGGUAUCUCCUUAUGUCUUUAAGACAUACAAAAAUAAUUUCAUCAAUAAAAGCAAAAUUCGAGAUAUGUUUCAUUCAAAUAAUUUAUCUUUAGAUUUUUUUUCAAAAGUUCUUAAAUAAUAAAUAUAACAUUUUAUUCUUUUAUAUAUCAACUUGAAAUGUUGAAGUUUUAAUUAGCUGAUUUAGAUUCAGAUGCUUGUGGUAGGUUGCUAACUUUUUAACUUCCAAGAUAAAGUCUCCUAAUGGCAGCUAUAUAUUUAGAAACCGUUGAAUGAAAUAGGUGAUGCAUUUUUGAUAUACGAUAAAUUUCAAAUUAAAUGUGUUUGCUUAUAUAGAAAUUAUCUCCAAUCAAUUUCUGAGCUAUAGGUUGAUAUUCUCCUGUAAGUAUAGGGGUAUUUGUUCAAUCCCUGAACCGCAGCAGACUGUUUGUUUUCAAUGAACUGAUAUUAAAGGAAGGAGGGAGAAUAAUAGAAUAUGACACUGAAAAUAACGCGACAGAAAAUGGUGCAUGGUACAUCAGCGAGUCAUUUAAUUUCGACGGAGUUUAUAUGAACUUCUCAGGGUAUGUGCGGGGUUUUGCGGGUUGGGAGUUGGUGGUAAGGGUAAGGGCUUGGAUAGGAAUAGGCAGAUAUAUUCCAACUGGAGCAAUUUACCUUUUUAUUACUAAUUCCACCAUAAUUUUUAAAAGAGUUUCCAAAAAACCCAAGAUCCGUUAUUUUGUAGAGAUAAUUUCCACACAUCUAGCACAAGCUUACAUGCUAAAAUUUCCCGAUUAUCAGUUUUAUAAUGAGUUAUUUUCAAGUCUUCGCAGCCAGUAAACAGGAUGAUAAACAUCUUAAAUCACAUUAUUCUUGUCACGGAUGUUCUCUACCUUGUUUACCAUUUUCCAGUGUUCGUGUUGUACGUGUGCUUUUUUUCUCUCGGUUAUAAACAGGGUAACAUGUCUCCAUUUUUAAUGAAUUGAUACACUUGAAGUAUGUUGAACAGCUUUUUAAAAGCAAACAACAAUAUGUAGUAAAUUGCAUAUAAAUUUUCUGCUGAGGUCAAUACUGUUAGGGUUGUUUGUUUACCUGACGGUAACUUCAUUAUAAACAUAGUGUCAACCUUUCUAUAUUGUUGUAGGGUUUCAAUAAUUGGGACAAAUAUUUACUAGUGUUGCCACAAAACGAAAGAAAAAAAACCCAUAAGCAUAGCAUAGAAUCUGCUCUGAAUGGAAAGAAUUCACGACUGCUAUAAAAAAUAGAAUUCCGAUGACCUGUCUGUGAAAACAAUAUUGCAUUAUAUUACAUAUACCAUUUCUUUUUAUCUAUUUUUUUUCUCAGUUUUAUAACCCGAAAUAACAAAUAUAUUUUUAUUGCUGAACUAAAUUUACUCUAUAUGGCAGUCACUGAUAAAGACGUAUCAUCAGCGGAUGUAUUUUAUCGUAAUCCUAAAUGACAUUGAAUCGUGUCAAUGAUUUAUUAGCACCCAACUAACUUUAAUAAUUCAUAACUGUAGUGCAAUCAAUUUAGGGUCAUCAAUAUGCAAGUGAGACACAUUUAUUUGCAACCGAAAUAUCAUCAAAAGCAAGUGAUACACAAUCAUAUGUAGUUAUGAUAAAAUGUUAUACAGUGUUACAUAGAUAUAUGAUACAAUAUAGAAUAUUCAAAUACAAAACAUUAAUAUAAACUUUAUUUCAUGUUUAUAUACAUUUAACAAUACAAUAACAAUCCUUAGAAUCGGAUUCGGAAACAAGUUUUUUCAACACAUUAUUAACAUUAUACUGAUAUACAGGUAUAGGACAAUCAUGUACAGGUAUAGACAGUUAAUUCUAUGAUAAAUAGCCCAAUGAAACAUAAGCAAAUUAACAUUUUGCAUGAAUAUGAAAUUCAUGUACUAUGUCGGUAAUUGAUUUACAAUAUCAGAGAGGUUUUUCCAUAGCAUGCUGUGUGUAAUGUAAACAUAUAGAAACUUUAAAAUGUUAUCAGUGAAAUUUCACCAUUGUCAUUUGUACAUAAUACAUGAAAUCAUUUAUGUGAAAUACAAGUCAAAAUAUCGCAAGACAAGAGUCAACAUGAUGCUAAUUUUCGUCCACAUUUGACUGACAAGUGUUAAUGCAUCGUCCAUUUUGGACAUUAAUGUCAUUUUCCCAUCAUUUUUUAACGUAAUUGUUUUUUUUUUUACUUUUUUGUACAACUUUUUUAGCCAAAAUGUUUUCAUUCUCAUUUGAUAUUUUUUCAUUCUAAGGUUUAACCUAUGUUGAGAAGGUCGUUAACAAACUUAAAACUUAAUCUAAUGUGCAUCACAUUUGUUUAAUCAAAACAAAACGGUCAAUGUUGUCUGUAGUCGUAAUUUUCAUACAAUAUUAUGUAUAUUGUCUCAUGAUAUGACAUCGAAUCUUUUUUAUAAAUCAUUUUACAUUAAUUGUAUAACUUUACAUGUGUAUUUGUCAUUUUAUUGUCUUUUGGGAACAAAAUGGCAAAAUACAAUGUAGAUUUAGAUUGUACGGUGCAUUGAGUGACGUUGUUUACAUUUGUUUAUGAAACAACCACUUUAAGUGAAAUUUAUAAAAUAUGUUUCUGAUAUAUAUGUAUUCAUAUUAUAUGACAUGUUGGAAUAGACAUGAAUUAAUUCAGACAGUUGUUCCAUGGUGCCUUCAUUUAUUUUUCAUACAUAUAUAUAUGUGUGUGUGUGUGUGUGUGUGUGUGUGUGUGUGUGUGUAAAUACACACACAAAUAGUAUAAUUAUACUUUUAAAUAUGCGGCAACAGAAAAAAUGUUAUUUUCCCAUUGUUAUAAGUAUAUAUACUUAAGAUGUUAUCUUUUCAAUUGUUCGCUGUUGAACUCAGUGUCGAAGUUACAUAUUUGAAAAAAAAUAUUAUCUAAAAAAAACAAAACAAAAAAAAAUAAUCCAGAAAAAUUAAACAGUAAUGGCAUAAUUUCUAGCAUAGACCAGUAUUGUCGCAACUGUAUUCCGCUAUAUCUUUAUAUAUGUCACCGGAGUAUUUGGCUUUAUCUAAAUAAAUUAUGACAGUUAAGACGUUUUUAGGGACUCGGUGAAUAUUCGAGAGAAAAUGACACAAUUUCAGGGUGUAUAUUGAGCUUCUAAAAACCCCUUAAAUGCUGUAAACACGUCAAGAUAGAUUCAAAUAAGGUUGUGACAUGUUCUCAUGUCCCUGUGUUUAUAUACAUGUCAGCGACAGAUGAUUAUGUAUAUUAUCAAUUGUUAGCAGUAUAGCAAGAAAUUUCUAUGAGAUACCAAUGAUAGCAACAGUAAAUGUUGCCAUUGCAUCGAUAUUGAUAACUAUUUUUUGUUUAUGAAAUGUUAUAAAAUAGAAAUAUGUAUUUUGAUUUGUUAAAUGCCAUAUACAUUUCAUUCAGAAGGAAGGCUAAACUUGCCGGUAUUUUAUGAGUGUCCAGAGCACGUGAAUAUUGUUAGUCCCAUGCCAUGCUCAAGACAAUAUAUAUUUGUUGUUCUACGACGAAAUUAAGCACCAUUAUUUACGGACAUGUUUCCAAGAACUCACUACUCAGUGGGUUGUUAUGUAAAUGAUUUUUUUAGAGUUUUUGCAUUUGUAAUUGUUUCUAUUUUGGUUUUGAAUGCUGUCAGUUAUAACUACCCUUUUCUUCAGCUUCAAGCUUCAUUAACAUAAUAAAAGCAUUUGAUUUAUA
This is a messenger RNA of Ylistrum balloti, 5666 nucleotides long. RefSeq names its product metal cation symporter ZIP14-like. Gene Ontology annotation, molecular function: zinc ion transmembrane transporter activity. Gene Ontology annotation, cellular component: membrane. NCBI's taxonomy places the organism in Eukaryota, Metazoa, Mollusca, Bivalvia, Pectinida, Pectinidae. The coding region runs from base 135 to 1409 and encodes 424 amino acids. Gene Ontology annotation, biological process: intracellular zinc ion homeostasis; zinc ion import across plasma membrane. The record is from RefSeq and is a predicted model, not a curated record. The transcript has 7 exons.